Poecilia reticulata (guppy) is the source of this 940-nucleotide messenger RNA. RefSeq names its product DUF4748 domain-containing protein. The record is from RefSeq and is a predicted model, not a curated record. Lineage: Eukaryota; Metazoa; Chordata; Actinopteri; Cyprinodontiformes; Poeciliidae.
UCUUUCCUUGUUAUUCAACAAACAUGUCUGCCUCCUGUCUGACAGCACUCAGGGCAUCUCUGACAGCUUUUCACAGAGCUUCCUGCCGGCGACUCCUCGCGCACGACGGUCGUCUGACCCCGAUAGUGUGUCACCGUUUGCGGCUUCUUGUCUCCCCGGCCGCCGGGCUGUCCAGCUCCAGGACCGAGCCGACACAGAGCUCCGACGCGGCCGACGAGGUUGCAGACAGACUCGGGCAGSAAGAGCCGGAAGGUCCGGAGUACAUCCCCAGGAAGAAGGCCAAGAACCCUAUGUUGAAGUUAGGAUAUGCUUGGAUGAUCGGACUCCCCGCGGGGAUCAUCGGCUUCAUUCUGGCCAAGAGACAAGUGGACAAAAACCGCCUGAAGCAGCUGAAGAUCAGACAGCGGAUGAAACGAUCCAACGAGGGCGAAUACGACGGGAGCCGAUAUCGCCAGCACGCCAAGCUGGACCGGUGAUGUGUAAAUCCCGUCGCCCCCCRAGAGGCGCGAGGACUUCUGCCUAAAGCCACGUGGAGAAAAACCGAUUUCAUGAAAAAGCUACAUGUAAACAAUAAGCACUACCAGGUGUAAACAUAAACAGUUUAUUUCAUAUGAAAAUGCAAACACAUUAUCUUCAGGAGCGAUGUGUAUUUAYACCGACUGUGUGAUCUUUACAUGCUGAGUGUUUGAUACCGUUGCUUUAAUAAAAGGACUACAUGCAGCUCUGGUCUGGAGCAGCAGCUGGGUGCGGUCAGGAAAAUGAGUUGGUUUUUUUCACCAGCUGAAACAUUUCACUGGUUGUUUGAGGGGAGACUCCACCCWGCUGGCUCAGGGAGGAGACCUGAUCUGAUGGCGUCACAACAGGACAUCUUACAUAAUGAAGUAGUUUAAGAAAAAAAAACUGCCAUGGGUUUUGCUUAUAUUCAGGUCAGUAAGUUGUU